ACACAACUAAAUGAAAGUGAUGAUACGGAUAUCAAUGGAGGACAAAUUAAAAACAUGUAUACAACUAUUAUUGAGGUUCUAGAUCAACGCUAUCAAGAUAACGCAUUACUGAUUAUGUGUACCGUAUUGGAUCCUAGGUUCAAAAUCGAGUACAUUAAGUAUAAUGAUUUAUCGGUUUUAAAGAAAACCAUCGCUGAAUUUUGUGAAACAACAUACGAGCGUAUAGAAAGUGAUAGUUACGUCAACAAUAUUUCUAAUCAACUGGCAUCACAAAAAAAACCAAAAACUGGGUUGUCUGUAAUUUUUGGUACUCCUGAAAAUAAUAAUAUGGAUAAUUUUCAAGAAGUUCCAUUAAGCCAAAAAAUAAAAAAUGAAUUGGACUUAUACAUUAACAAUCCAAAAAUCGGUGUUGAACAAGAUUCACUAGAUUGGUGGAACAUAAACAAGACAACUUACCCUAUUAUGUUCGUUUCAGCAAAAAAAGUUAUGAUCAUUCAAGCUACAAGCUUAGCGUCUGAACGUAUUUUUAGUAAAGGGGGAUGUAUAUUAACUGAUCAUAGAUCAUCGUUAACUAACCAACAUGCCAGUCAGCUUAUUUUAUAACUAUGAAUAAGAACUAUAUAGCUAACCAGUGUUUUAAAUAUUAUUUUAUUUUAAUUUAACUUCAAGAUUAAGACUGACCCUUAAGGUAAACGGCAGUUCAUAUUUGUUGUAUUAGUUUAUUUUAUGUUUUUAUGAAUAAAUCGUUUAAACCAGACUAUUUAUUUGAUUACUAAU
Molecule: messenger RNA, 777 nt
Organism: Sipha flava (yellow sugarcane aphid)
Lineage: Eukaryota; Metazoa; Arthropoda; Insecta; Hemiptera; Aphididae
Product: zinc finger BED domain-containing protein DAYSLEEPER-like
Exons: 2
Coding region: 55-603 (182 amino acids)
Molecular function (GO): protein dimerization activity
Source: RefSeq, a predicted model, not a curated record